Messenger RNA from Aplosporella prunicola CBS 121167, 2368 nucleotides. RefSeq lists its product as uncharacterized. The coding region runs from base 119 to 2368 and encodes 749 amino acids. NCBI's taxonomy places the organism in Eukaryota, Fungi, Ascomycota, Dothideomycetes, Botryosphaeriales, Aplosporellaceae. The transcript is spliced from 4 exons. The record is from RefSeq and is a predicted model, not a curated record. Gene Ontology annotation, cellular component: nucleus; cytoplasm. Gene Ontology annotation, molecular function: GTPase regulator activity.
GACAUGCGACCCUGACCCCGGAUUCUACCAUACUGUCCCAUCUUCUUCACUUGCCUUUUUUCGUUUGAUACCCACAUCUUCACGUUAAUCGUCCCCUUACCGAGUAGAGCUGCUCACCAUGGAUAUCCUGUUAGCAAAGGUCACGCAGCAGGCUAUGAACUAUGCCAUCCGUUCAGGCGUAACAAUCACCGGCGGUUACGCUAUUAAGCAAUGCUCCCGACUGCUAAAGUCAGUCGACAACAGCACAGAUAAGCAAGAGCUGGCAAAACUGCAACUUCGUCUGGACGGCAAAAUCAGAAUCAUAUCACCCGCUAUUGAUAUGAUUGAGCUUAUAUCUGCACGUGGAAAUACUUCACUGGAAUCAGCUGUCACCCUUACAAAAGACAUACGCUGGGAAAUCCAAUCACUCGGCGUGCGACUAGCCAAGGCGGCUGGCGAAGAAGAACUCAUGCGUCGGGGUAGCUCCCGCGCAAAAUCGAAGCAACAGAACGAGCUAGAGCUCAAGCUCAUCAUCUCAGAUAUCAAGAAGCUUCUUGAACGCAUUGAAGAUGCAGUGCCUCUCAUUAACCUUGCCAUCACCACCUCAGGGGCAAAUCUGUCAAACUCCCUGCCAGCAACUGUGUCUCCGUCUAGAUUACUGCAAGCCAGCACGUUCCUCACAGCUGGGGACUCGCAAUAUUCAAUGUCUACCUCCAACGCGGUGCAGAUUGGUCCGACAUUCACAUUGUCAAUGUAUAUGCUUUUCGCUGGGCAUAUACGACCGCACGACGAAGAGGGCAUCCGCGAGACGACUUGGAAAGAGGUAAUCCAUAAGGCUCGCGUGAAGCUCAUGCGAAUUCCUCAGGAUAGUGUUUAUGACUUUCCUUCCACCGACAGUGGAAAGAGCAAUCAAUCGCGCUUCAACGGCAAUGCUGGAGAUCAGCAUCCGUCACACGUACCCUCUGAAGGCAAAGCCUUUGAGUUUGCCUACCAAUUGCACAUCAUAGAAGACCUGGACGACGACCGCGUGCAUACGUUCGAGGAGGGCGAACUACAACCUGGUCCGUUCGAGGGCGUAGCUCAAGCUGGUAUCCGCGAAAUAUUCCCCAUUCACGAAGUGUCCAAAAUCUUCUACGCCGACACGGGAAAAAUCCUAAAUAUAGGCAGCGAAGGCGAAGCCAAUAGCCCUAUACUCUUGCUCAAGCGCGACCCCAACGCUGUUCCGCCUCGGAAGAUGAUGGAACGCCAAACCACUGAACGGCCGUGGUACGAAGACGAGGAGGAAGAAGAGGCAAAAAACCCAGACAAUGUGUCGACAGGAGCCCAACAAGACGACCAAGACGAAGUCGACGCGCAGCUCUUCCGCGAAUCAACACGGGAGCCCGAAGAAGAGCCACCGCAGGAAGAAGAGGCUCCCCCAGAUGCCUGGCGCCUCCCACCGAACCUCGACCCGGAGUGGAUCGCCUUCGAAGUAUACGUCGAAGCACCAGACUCGGACGACGAAGACGACGGCGGCGAUGAAAGCGACGCACAACACACGCCUCCAUCUCGCACGCCCCUCUCCCCCAGCGGAGACAACCUCGCAGCCAACCUCUCGCACCUGAACCUACGGACGCCGUCACCCGCGCACCAUCACAACGCCACGGCCCUCACAACCCCCCGCACACCCUCGCACUCCCCCUUCCCCACGCACCCCAGUGAUCACCCCCAACAACCCCACCUCCCGGCCAUCCGCACCUCGCUCUCCCUCCUCGAGAUGCUGAUCCGGCUCACGGCGCUGCAGCAAUUCCAACAAGCGUCGCACCUCUCCAUCCCAGACGAGCUGCUCACCUUCUUCCUCUCGGAAAGCAGCACGGUCGGCGCAGGCGGCGACUCCGAUCUCCGGCGGCGGGUGCGCUCGGAUGCCGCGAGGCGCGUCGGCUUCGAUCCCUACGACGAGAGCCCGAUCAAGCGACGCGGCGAGGAGUAUUUGGAGCAGAGCUAUGGCGCGGCGGGCGAGGAGGGAGAGUGGGAGGAUGAGAGGGGCGGCGCGACUGAGAGGAGCUUCGCGACUGAAAGGAGCUACGCGAGUGAAAGGAGCUAUGGCGGUGAAAGGAGCUACAUCCGCGAAGGCAGCUACACGAACGACCGCCUCUACCCCCACAGCCCGAACAGCAGAAGCGGCAGCAGCAGCGCGCGCCGCAGCCCGCUGCCCCAUCCAGACGUGCCGUUGCGCUCGCGAGAGGCGGCUGCGAGCGCGAGCCCGCUGUUGCGGAAAGCGGUGCGUUCGCGGGAGAGUGGGUUGGGCGGGCGGGACGAGCAGGGUGAGAGGCAUGGGCGGGGUGAUCGGGGUGAGAGGCAUGGAAGGAGUGGGAGUGGGAGUGGUGGGGCGUCGCCUUCGAGAGGAUAG